Pieris brassicae (large cabbage white) is the source of this 2343-nucleotide messenger RNA. RefSeq names its product protein Mo25 (gene Mo25). Gene Ontology annotation, molecular function: protein serine/threonine kinase activator activity. The record is from RefSeq and is a predicted model, not a curated record. The coding region runs from base 204 to 1211 and encodes 335 amino acids. The transcript is spliced from 7 exons. NCBI's taxonomy places the organism in Eukaryota, Metazoa, Arthropoda, Insecta, Lepidoptera, Pieridae. Gene Ontology annotation, biological process: intracellular signal transduction.
AAAAAUAAUACAUAUAUGUAACACUAGUGUUGCGUUAGCUGUUCUACCAACUUUUCUAUUGACACUUUAAGUUUGACAGCACAGCUGUUCGAUUCUGCUGUGGUUUAUGUCUCUCAGGUGCGAUUUUAUUGUAAUAAUCUGAAAGUACUAUCAUAUGAAGACGAGAUUACUUAGACUGCCUGUGACGAUUUAAUAGAAAUACUAUGCCCCUUUUUGGUAAAUCUCAGAAGAGCCCAGCGGAGCUUGUACGAUCCUUAAAAGAUGCCGUAACUGCUCUAGAAAGGGGGGAUAAGAAAGCAGAAAAAGCCCAAGAAGAUGUGAGCAAAAACUUGGUUUUGAUAAAAAACAUGCUGUAUGGUACUUCAGAUGCAGAGCCCCAAACUGAUAUCAUAGUAGCACAGCUGGCGCAAGAAUUGUACAAUACAAACCUCCUUCUUCUCCUCAUUCAAAACUUGAACCGCAUUGACUUUGAAGGAAAAAAAGAUGUUGCCCAGGUAUUUAACAAUGUGUUGCGGCGUCAAAUAGGUACUCGGUCCCCAACAGUUGAGUACAUAUGUACAAAACCUGAAAUUCUGUUUACCUUGAUGUCUGGGUAUGAGCACCAAGAAAUUGCUUCAAAUUGUGGCACUAUGCUUAGAGAGUGUGCUAGAUAUGAGGCUUUAGCUAAAAUAAUGUUAUAUUCUGAUGAUUUUUACAAUUUCUUCAGAUAUGUAGAAGUUUCAACAUUUGAUAUUGCCUCUGAUGCCUUUUCUACAUUUAAGGAACUGUUAACACGACAUAAAGUAUUAAGCGCUGAGUUUUUAGAAGCAAAUUACGAUAAGGUGUUUAACCAUUACCAACGACUGUUGAACUCGGAGAAUUAUGUAACUCGACGGCAGAGUUUGAAAUUACUUGGGGAACUCCUGCUGGAUCGACAUAACUUUUCUAUUAUGACGCGCUACAUCACCAACCCGGAGAAUUUGAAGUUGAUGAUGAAUAUGCUUAAAGAGAAAUCGCGUAAUAUACAGUUUGAGGCUUUCCAUGUUUUUAAGGUGUUCGUAGCCAAUCCUAACAAACCAAAACCAAUACUGGAUAUACUGCUUAGAAACCAGGAUAAGUUGGUGGACUUCCUGACCAAGUUCCACACAGACCGCUCUGAAGAUGAGCAGUUCAAUGAUGAGAAGGCUUACCUUAUAAAGCAAAUUAAGGAAUUGAAGCCAUUAGAACACUAACAUUGCAUCACAUCACUUCAAAGAAGUUAGUUAUAGACGCUAUAUUAUAUUUAAAUGCUUCUAAGUCACCGGAGGGUGUGGUCACACAAGACUCCUAUUAUUCUACAUUUGGUCUGUGAUGAGUCAUUUGUGUGCUGCGAGCAAAUUAUUUGUAGGAAUUUUUAGUGUUAUCCUAUGGUUUCGCAUACAAUUUGUAAGUUAAAACCAUUAGUUAUAGUGACAGUUCCUAAGUCACAAUUGGAUUUUUUAUUGUAUCAUUCACAAAUUAGGGAGAAAAGUCUGUUACAGAAUCUUUUACCAAAAUGUUAUGUAAUUUGUAAAUAUGACAUGUAUUUUUUAAUUUUUAUUUUAUUCGAUAACAGUUGUGUAACUGAGCUAAAGUAGGAAAUUGUAAAUGGCUUAAUCUGUUGCAUAAUCAAAAAGAUAAUAUUUGAAGUUAUUUUUACAACGAUUUUUUUAAUAAUUAAAUGAGUAUGUCAACUUCUAAACAACAGUUUUUAUGUUAUCGUUACCAAUGUGUGAGGGAGACCUAUCUAUGCAAGCGAGAUGCAAUGCAAAAGUCGGCCAUUUAUAAGUUCCUUCUCCUCAGCUAUUAUGAGUAUUGGUUCCUUAUUUGUAUGCAUUGAAUUUCCAUUGUAUUAUCCAUAGGACUUUGAGCGCUAACUUUUAUAUAUUUUGUAGCACAGUUUCAUUAAUUCAAUUUUUUUGUAUUAAUCAAUAUAUAGUUAUAAUUUACGUCAUCAUCACGUUUGUGUAGUUACAGUUAAAUAAAUAUUUUGCGUUUAUAGAAUAUUAAUAAAUAAUGCAGGAAGUAUAUAAACAAAUUUAUUUUCUGUUAAUGUAAGUAAAUUUAUUGGGGUUUAACUUAUUUUAGACAAAGGAAAAUUUUAAUUGAUUGCACUACAUUUAACACGUUAAAAUUAUUUUAUUAAAGAAAUAGAGAAACAAUUAUUAGAAUGUUUCAGAAUAGUGUUGCCUGCUAGGGAAAAUAAUUCAAGUCGAAGAUAUUCGCAUCAUGAAGCAGGGAUAUUUGAAAUCUAAAUUAGCCACAAUAUACCUACCUAUAAUCACAUUUUGUACAUUUGGCAAAUUUUGUCACAUAAUAAUGAUGAAUAAAUUAUUAGAAAAAGUU